Ruditapes philippinarum (Manila clam) is the source of this 1596-nucleotide messenger RNA. RefSeq lists its product as uncharacterized. Lineage: Eukaryota; Metazoa; Mollusca; Bivalvia; Venerida; Veneridae. The record is from RefSeq and is a predicted model, not a curated record. Gene Ontology annotation, molecular function: zinc ion binding. The coding region runs from base 1 to 1596 and encodes 531 amino acids. The transcript has a single exon.
AUGGCUAUCUCGGGAAAAUCAGUAAAUGAAGUAUUAUCUCCAUCAAGAUCAUCACUGUAUUCUGAUGACGACCAGACCUUACAAUCAUCUAUAAAUGUUGAUUCUGGAGAGACUCCACUCACGAAGCUUUGCUCAAAACACAAAAGAGAAGUCAUUAAGUUCUUCUGCCAGGACCAUAAAGCAGUACUGUGCAGUGUAUGCUACACUCUUGAACAUCAACCUUCUUCUUGCUUGGUCAAUUAUAUACCAGACAUUACUGAAGAUAUCAUCGAUGGAAAAUAUUACCACGAUAUCAUGAGAACAAUGGACACAAUUUCUAACAAAUUUUACGAAUUAAAGGACAGUGUAAAUGAAGUAAUUAUAAUAUCAAACGACUCUGUCCAAAAUGUCUUGCUUGAUAUACAGGCAUUCAGAAAAAAUAUCAGUCAGAGACUGGAUGAACUUGAAAAACAAGUUGAAGAUGCUAUGAAUAUUAUCUAUCAAGAAAAUUCCGAAAAAUUAAAAAGGAUAGAAACACACUGUAAUGAUGCAAUACAAUGUUUACAGAAGUCUUCUGGUGAAAUUAAAAAUCUCAACACAUCAAAACAAGCUGAUAAGCUCUUCAUAGAAAUAAACUGUGUAGAGGAGUUUGUUAAAGAUUGCGAAAAACAACUAAAGGAACUUGCUAAUUUUGAUGUCAAAGAAUACACAUUUAAGAAAAACGAAACAUUUUCAACAAUGCUGAAAGAAAACUCAUUGGGAACUGUAGUGCACAAAACAUUACAUGGAGCAAGAACUGCAGCCGUUCCAUGUAUAGGGACUAGACAAUUGUCGUUCGAAGGGGAAAUUUGUGUGGAUACAUCAAAGGAUAAAUACAUAUGCUGGAUAACAGGAAUGACUUUCCUUACUACUAAUGUUCUCAUAAUAACUGAUUGGAAUAACAAGGCUGUAAAAAUGGUAGAUACUUGUUCUCAGUCCGUUAAAGAUCAAUUAAUUCUUGAUGACAGGCCAUGGGGUAUAACGAAAGUAAACAAAUCAGAACUUGCUGUCACUCUCCUCUCAAAACGAACGAUUCAGUUUAUAUCAGCAUCCUCAAACCAGCUCAGAAUAAUGAAGCACGUGAUAAAGGUUAAUGGCGACUGUUAUGGAAUAAGUUGUUUUCAAGAUAAGCUUAUAGUUUCGUUCCACUAUCCUGUUAUGUUCCAGAUACUUGAUUUAAAUGGCACUGUACUGUCAACAAUUCGAAAUGACUAUAUCUUUGGAAAUUCAUUAUAUAUUUUAACAAACAGUAAUUCUAUCUAUAUUUCGGACUCCCUAAUGAAAACGGUGACUAGAUUAGAUUGGCAAGGAAAGGUAACUGGGAGCUACAGGGGUUUGGGAUUACCACAUGGAAUGACAUGGUCAGAUGAUAAUACCGUCUUCGUAUGCGAUAAGGAAAGGAAUAUUAUAAAAGAAGUAUCAGAAGAUUGUUCUGUUGGAAAGGUUUUAUUGUCAAAUCUGAAGUAUCCACAUGCAGUGUGUUGGUGUGCUGAGACAGGUGUACUGUUAUAUAGCUGUCAUACUGGAAAUGGCAAACACAACAAUUAUCUUCAGAUAUACAAGCAGUCAGAAGCAUAA